ACUUGGGACGAGUGCCAAUUACGUGAAGAAUUUUAUAGAAUCCUUCCUCGCUCUACCUACACUAGGUGUAGACAUGCCUAUAACUGAAAUACGGACUUUAGCUAAACUUGCAAGAGACCCUGGACUUUACAACGAAGACGCGUAUUUAAAUAUCAGCCAGCUGGUGAACAAAUAUGGCUACGACUUUGAGGAGCACUUCGUCACGACCCAGGAUGGAUAUAUUUUGGCGCUCCAUAGGAUACCCGGAAAAGGGCCGCCAGUUCUUCUUGUGCAUGGUCUUCUAUUCAGUUCUGAUGAUUACGUCACAGCUGGACCUGAAAGUGCUUUAUCGUACUAUUUAUCUUCUGAAGGAUACGACGUCUGGCUCGCCAAUGCAAGGGGAAACAAAUAUUCCAAGAGACACGUGACUUUAUCCCCUAAUCAAAGUGAAUUCUUCAACUUCAGCUGGGACGAAAUGGGAAGAUACGACUUGCCAGCGACUAUAGAUUAUAUUUUAAGUGUAACUGAGCGAAAAAAAAUGAGCUAUGUCGGCCAUUCUCAAGGCACUACAGCUUUUUUUGUCAUGUGCUCUGAAUUACCGGAAUACAAUGAUAAAAUUUCAGUUGCGAUCGCCAUGUCGCCUGUAACAUUCUUUUCGCAUUUCUUUAGUCCGUUUUUGAGGUUUCUUUUUAAAAUCAACUUUUUUGCUACCCUAUUGGCUAUAGGUCAGCCGGAAUUUUUACCAGACGCGACCCUCUCUAGUGCUGUAUGUAGGCCUGCGCCGGCUAUGAAGUUUAUAUGCAUGAAUAUUUUUGUAUAUUUGUAUUUUGGAUUUGACAGAGCUCAGUUUAAUGUUACUAAUGUACCUGUAAUAUUUAACCACAACCCAGCUGGGUGUUCUGCGAAACAGUAUGAGCAUUAUAGGCAGUUGUUAUACUCUAAUAAGUUCCGCCGAUAUGACUACGGUAGGCAAAGAAACAUGGAAUUAUAUGGUAAAAGAGUACCUCCUAAUUAUAGUUUAGAUCGAGUCACUGCUCCUGUGGCUAUUUUCUACAGCCUCAAUGAUUGGAUUUCCAGUUAUGUCGAUGUGAUAAAAUUGCGUCGGAUUUUGCCCAAUGUCGUAGAUUUCUAUAAGGCUACAUUGUACAGCCAUUUAGAUUUCCUUUUUGGCAAAAAUGUGAAGGCCAAAGUGUAUGGUCGACUUUUGGCGUUAAUUAGGAAGUUCGAUGAAUAA
Messenger RNA from Pectinophora gossypiella (pink bollworm), 1213 nucleotides. Its product is annotated as lipase 1-like. The record is from RefSeq and is a predicted model, not a curated record. Gene Ontology annotation, biological process: lipid metabolic process. Bases 74 to 1213 code for a protein of 379 amino acids. The transcript has a single exon. Gene Ontology annotation, molecular function: hydrolase activity, acting on ester bonds. Lineage: Eukaryota; Metazoa; Arthropoda; Insecta; Lepidoptera; Gelechiidae.